AUGCGACGGGAGCAUCCCUCUAUGGUUCACGCUGCCGCUGCUUGUUCCAGGAGGGAGGGCUUUCGAGUAAGUUUCCUCCACUUGAAGAUCUGAAAACUGCUGAUGGUGAGCAUAGAUUAUCAACGUCACGAAGGAGGUCAUUAGGGACUACUUCGAGGAGACGGCGGCUGACGAAUUGGAUAAGGGAGCACGGCCGAGAACCAGCGGGAAUGUGAACCACACGCCGAUUUUCCAGGCUGUCGCUACCGCGCAGAAUCUCCCGGGCCAUGAGGCUGAGACGAAUAUUCUGCAUCGUGACGGUGCGGUUGAGACUCCGUCAUUUCCUGGACCGGAGCCUUUUCUGUCGCCCCAGAAUAGCGAUUCUGCGUUUGAAGAUGGAAUAUUCCUUCCUGGAUCACAGUAUCAAGAGCUCCACGCUACGCUGCGAAGCCGACUUAUCGAUACUGCUCGCUCCACGGCGCCGUCUCGGAUAGGUUCACCAGAGAUACCGGAUGUUAGGCCUUCGCUUCAUCGAUCUGACAGUGCCGAGAGUGAUGAUGAGGAAUCUCGGAGGCUAGCUCAGCUAUCCGCAGAGCAAGAAUAUGCUCUUUGGCAGAAUUACAUUGACGAAGUUGCUCCUUGGAUGGAUAAAUUCGACAAUGAACGGCACUUUGAGCUCGUGUUGCCGGUCAUUUCGAAGACGCAUCCCCAUGUGAGGUACUCUAUCCUCGCAUUAUCGGCUCGCCAGUUGGAACUCAAGGCACAACGGGCGGACAAUCAGCUCAGUCUUGCUCUCUACCAGCACGCAAUUCACCUUCUAUCACCUCUCUUGCAACAACGGACCACAGUUGUCCUGGCCUCUUGCGUAGUGCUCUGCGUGCUGGAAAUGAUGUCGUGCUCCCCGAAAGCCUGGCGUCGACAUCUUGACGGCUGUGCGGCGCUGAUCCAAUCCCUAGGCCUUACUGGCGAGUGUGGUGGCCUCGAGCAAGCCAUGUUCUGGUGCUUCGCUCGCAUGGACAUCUGCGGAGGUCUCAUCUCAUCGGAGAGAACACUGAUACCCAUGCACCGCUGGCUCAGCUCUAGUGGGGAUGACUUCUUGACAGAUUAUAGCCUCCUCCAAAACAUCUCCGGCUUUGACACGUACGCCAACCGCGUCGUCUAUCUCUGCGGCCAAGUCAUCGACCUUCUCUGUUCUUCCGGGAAAUGGGAACAGCGCCAUCAUCACCAACAGAGUCGUGUGGUGAUGGAUGCGACAGAGUAUAUCCACCACUGGACCCACCUCUUCGAAGUCCUGGAAAAGUGGUACCUCGACCGUCCGGAAGAAAUGAAACCCCUCCUCACGAUCCCAACUACCCAACCUUUCCAAACCCUCUUCUACGGCAACGGGUCGGCAGUCUCUGGAAACCAAAUGUAUCACACUGCAGCUCUACUCAUGCUGAAGUACAAGCCCUCGCAUCUCCAGUUCCAGGCCUCGGUGUCGAAGAAGCCGCAUUCGAUCUUGUGGCAUGCGAGGCAAAUCUGCGCGAUCUCUUUAAGCAAUCGACAUCAUGCUGCUUGGACGAACAGUGUGCAGCCGCUCUGGGUUGCCGGGCAGCAUAUGAGUCAUGAGUGUGAGCAUCGGGCUAUUCUUGAGAUAUACGGAGUUAUUGAGAAGGAGACGGGGUGGAAGACUCGGUGGCGGGCGGAUGAUUUGAGGGAGUAUUGGGGGGAAGGGGAGGAAGAGAUCGUAUAA
Messenger RNA from Lecanosticta acicola, 1711 nucleotides. The record is from the annotation of a GenBank genome assembly. NCBI's taxonomy places the organism in Eukaryota, Fungi, Ascomycota, Dothideomycetes, Mycosphaerellales, Mycosphaerellaceae.